GGGGCCCCGCGCAGGCGUGGAGUGGGUGUCCGUUCUCGCGAGCGCUGGGGCCGGCGCGGAGGCGCGGGCCGGGCUGUGCCGGCAGGGCUGAGGAAUUUGAUGUAAGAAGGCCCGGUGUGUGGGAGCCAUGGGUUUGUCUGCAUCCUCCCCGGCUGCUGCAGGUCAGUCGCCAGAUGCAUCCAGGCAGUACCAGACGGUGUCUCCACCUUCAGAAUGUCCCAUGCAUCAGGAAAAAAUGAGCGGUUGUCCAAUGCACAUGAAAACUGCUGAUCACAGAACUGAGAACACAGAUGAUGUUCCUGCACAUCAAGAAAGAGCUUAUGAGUUUGUAGCAUGUCCUAUGAAGUCUGGUUCAUCUCAAGUGAAAGAUGACAUAGAUCCUAGCAAUAUGAUGCCUCCUCCUAAUCAGCAGCCAUCCCCAGGUCAACCAUUUCCGUUGUCAACUGUUAGAGAAGAAUCUUCUAUUCCUAGAGCACAUUCUGACAAGAAAUGGGUCUACCCUUCAGAGCAAAUGUUCUGGAAUGCUAUGCUAAGAAAAGGGUGGAGAUGGAAAGAUGAUGACAUAACAAGUGAAGACAUGACCAACAUCAUUAAGAUUCACAACCAAAAUAAUGAACAAGCUUGGAAGGAGAUUUUGAAGUGGGAAGCUCUUCAUGCUGCGGAGUGUCCGUGUGGACCAUCACUGAUGCGGUUUGGAGGCAAAGCAAAGGAGUAUUCACCAAGAGCCAGAAUACGUUCAUGGAUGGGAUAUGAGCUACCCUUUGACAGACAUGAUUGGAUUGUUGACCGGUGUGGAAAAGAAGUGCGCUACGUUAUUGAUUACUACGAUGGCGGAGCAGUGGAUAAGAACUACCAGUUCACCAUCCUGGAUGUGCGCCCUGCAUUGGACUCUCUCUCGGCUGUGUGGGACAGAACAAAGGUAGCUUGGUGGCGCUGGACUUCAUAACUGCUCCUGAGGUGUGUACUCAAAAAGUAACUACUUUCCUCCUAGGCAAAGGAUAAGUGAAUACCAGGACUUGAAAUGGAAGUUCACUGCAGCUGUCAUUGUUUUCAUGAUUACCACUGUUCUUAGGGGAUGGGAAGGGAGGAUGGGGAAAUCUGUUGUUAAGCACACCAAUGCUUUGUGGUGUUUCAAAUGGAAUAAUAAAGUUAUAGUAGCAAAAACAUGUAUCUUAAUUUUCUUAAAAACUGGGGAACCUUUUUUACUUUGGCUCAGAUUGUGCAUAAGCUUGCCGCCUUUUCAUUUCAUGACUUCAGUGCUGCACCAAAUACAUUACAGUUCUGAUUCUGACUGAAGUUUUGAGUAUUACUUCAUUAGUGAAAACUGGAAAUUUCAUAAAUCAUAUAAUUAAAGUGUUUGGAUACCUCAAUGAUGAAUAAAGGGUAAAAGAUCUGGAUUGUUUCAAA
Molecule: messenger RNA, 1407 nt
Organism: Manacus vitellinus (golden-collared manakin)
Lineage: Eukaryota; Metazoa; Chordata; Aves; Passeriformes; Pipridae
Product: cytochrome c-type heme lyase
Exons: 7
Coding region: 128-946 (272 amino acids)
Biological process (GO): cytochrome c-heme linkage
Cellular component (GO): mitochondrion
Molecular function (GO): holocytochrome-c synthase activity
Source: RefSeq, a predicted model, not a curated record